GUUGGUUGUCGUUCUGGCAUCGUUGAGACCGUUGAAUAUCUGAGAAAAGUUGCUUUCCUUAACAAGUAGAACACCGGUGGCUGGUUACAUAAGGCCGUCAUCGCUUAUACUGAGCCAAUUGAGAGGGGUCCACUGGUCGAGGCUCAAGGGCAAGGCCAAGUAUUUGAAGUAUAAGGACAAGCUGGAGAAGAAGAUGGAUUCCAGGUCAAAGAGACAGAGACUCAAGGAUCUCGUGAAGACCACAAGAGACGUGUACAUCCCUUCGUUGUCGAAUACGAUCACACAAUUGGCCUCGGAGGCAACUACAAGGGCAUUGGGCACACAGCAGGAGGGUGGCUCCACAGCAAACCAGCCGAACUCGAACAUUAAGGGAGCACACGUUGUGAUAUAUCCCCAUUUUACGAGACGCUCUGGCGAUGGUGUCUACUAUACACAGGCACACGGGUGGGUGUAUUCCACAGAGGGCUCUGUGAGGAAGAAGAAGAUCAUUUUGGCUCUGGCAAAACAGCUGACAAAGUCCAACAAUCAGGCUGUUUCCGAUAUGGCUGCUACGCAGCUGGACGAACAAUUGAGUAGCUUUAAUGAUCCUUCAGAUUCCGCUUCGACCAUUUCUACGAGCUCUGAGCUAACUCACAACUCAGCAGGCUCCAUAAGAAGAGCUGAUACCUCGUCAAGUCAAGGUUCGACUUCUUCAAACGGAUCCGAUGUCGACGACGUGGUCAAAGAGAGGGUUGCGGCGUUUGUGAACAAGUCUGUGGGCAAUGCAGAGCUGAUCAUCGCCGUAAGUGGCUCUGAAGAGGGUCAAUUGACCAUUGUGGAGCUGCUCACCGAUACUAACGGUAACUUCAACACUGAUGUCGUCACUCCGUAUAAGCCCACCGCAAUUCAUGUUUCACUGGCACUGGAUGAAAGCAUCAUGAAUGUUAGGGAUACCAUAUUCGCAGGUGACUCGCCGUACUGUGUCAUCAGUGACAUUGACGACACAAUCAAACGCACCGGUGUGUGUGGUGAUAAGAGAGCAGUGUUUAGAAACAUCUUUGCAGAAAACAUCGAGAGCUGGGAAAUCCCAGGAGCAGCUGAUUGUUAUAGAUACUUACAGCAGAGGCUGGACGUUUCCUUCUUCUAUGUAUCAAACUCACCUUAUCAGUUGUUUGGCAAUCUCAGUCGAUUCUUUGAAAUGUUUGAGUUCCCAUUAGGCUCGAUGUAUCUGAAGAAGUACACCGGGAACUACUUGAAUUCACUUAUGGAACAAUCGCAUGCAAGAAAGAAAGCUCCAUUGGAGAGAAUCUUACACCAUUAUAAAGAUAGGAAGUUCUUUCUUAUCGGAGAUACUUCAGAACAGGACUUGGAAGCGUAUGUUGACAUUGCAAGGGAGCACCCUGACAACAUUAGUGCCAUAUACCUACGUGUAGCUGAAGGAUCGAUGACCACGGCUACUUUCAAGACUCUAAACGAUAUUAUCAACAAGAGGAGUACACCAUUGAAUGAAACACCUGGUGAUAUGAAGGAAAAACUAGAUCAAUUGAGGACAAGCGAACAAAAUCUGAUUGAUUUGGAUGAUGAUGAGGCUCCAAAGAUCACCAAACAAGAGAUGGAACAUCUUGUUCAAAUAUCAGAGGAGAUAGCUGAGGAGAAAGAAGAGUUAGAAGAAGGCACGACUGAUGACUUCUUUGCGAAUCAAACCCCAAGGCCACACUCUGAAGCUCAUCAUAAGAAACCACCUCAAGUUCCAAAGAAGCCAAAUUAUUUGAAAUCAACCCAUGUUAGUGAUCAAUUGGACCAAUCUGAGGCUUCUUCAUCUCCAAAGCCUAUAUCAUCAGCUCCUCCACUUCCAAGACGUCCAAUACCAACGCCUCCUCCUAAGGCUAAAGUUGGCAGUACACCGACUCCAAGCUUUAGUUCGAACGGUACACUAUUUGAAACUGAGGAGAGUGUGGAAUGGAUUGAACGCAUACUGACUUCCCUUAUUGUUAUAAACAAGGCUAACCCCAAUAUUCGGUUGAAAUUGUUUAACGAAUUUGCCGAUAUUCAGGAUGAAAUGUCUACGAUAGUGAAGAAUAAGCUAUGAUAUCAUGUUAUUAGUGUACAGGAAAAUGAGCAUUGAUGAAGAAUUGUUUAAGUGUGUAUGGUUACUAUUUAUUCCUCUUGGUGUAAGAAUCA
This is a messenger RNA of Williopsis jadinii, 2160 nucleotides long. RefSeq names its product phosphatidate phosphatase APP1 (gene APP1). Gene Ontology annotation, cellular component: actin cortical patch. The transcript has a single exon. The coding region runs from base 194 to 2068 and encodes 624 amino acids. NCBI's taxonomy places the organism in Eukaryota, Fungi, Ascomycota, Saccharomycetes, Phaffomycetales, Wickerhamomycetaceae. The record is from RefSeq and is a predicted model, not a curated record. Gene Ontology annotation, molecular function: phosphatidate phosphatase activity.